This is a messenger RNA of Eptesicus fuscus (big brown bat), 1095 nucleotides long. RefSeq names its product pyrimidinergic receptor P2Y4 (gene P2RY4). Lineage: Eukaryota; Metazoa; Chordata; Mammalia; Chiroptera; Vespertilionidae. Gene Ontology annotation, cellular component: plasma membrane. Gene Ontology annotation, biological process: transepithelial chloride transport; G protein-coupled receptor signaling pathway. The record is from RefSeq and is a predicted model, not a curated record. Gene Ontology annotation, molecular function: G protein-coupled UTP receptor activity; G protein-coupled purinergic nucleotide receptor activity.
AUGGCCAGUGCAGAAUCCUCACUGCUCACAACCCCAGGGCCCAACUCAGAUCCUGGCAACAGUGAGGUGGAGCUGGACUGCUGGUUUGAUGAAGAGUUCAAGUUCAUCCUGCUGCCUGUGAGCUACGCAGUUGUUUUUGUGCUGGGUCUAGUCCUCAAUGCUCCAACCCUCUGGCUCUUCCUCUUUCACCUCCGACCCUGGGAUGCAACGACCACCUACAUGUUCCACUUGGCUUUGUCAGACACUUUGUAUGUGCUGUCACUGCCCACCCUCAUCUACUAUUAUGCAGCCCGAAAUCACUGGCCCUUUGGCACUGAGCUCUGCAAGUUCAUCCGCUUCCUUUUCUACUGGAACCUCUACUGCAGUGUCCUUUUCCUCACCUGCAUCAGUGUGCACCGCUACCUUGGAAUCUGCCAUCCCCUGAGAGCAAUACGUUGGGGCCGCCCAAGACUCGCAGGCCUUCUCUGCCUGGCAGUUUGGUUGGUUGUAGCCAGCUGUCUUGUGCCCAAUCUGUUCUUUGUCACAACCAGCUCCAGGGGGGAUACCAUCCUGUGCCAUGACACCACUCGGCCUGAGGAGUUUGACCACUAUGUCCACUUCAGCUCAAUAAUCAUGGGGCUGCUCUUUGGCAUACCCUGCGUGGUCACUCUUGUCUGCUAUGGGCUCAUGGCCCGGCGCCUAUAUCGGCCUUUGCCAGGGGCUGCCCAGUCAUCUUCUCGUCUGCGUUCUCUCCGCACCAUUGCAGUGGUUCUGACUGUCUUUGCUGUAUGCUUCGUGCCUUUCCACAUCACCCGAACCAUUUAUUACAUGGCAAGGCUGUUGGAAGCUGAUUGCCAGGUGCUGAACAUUGUCAACGUGGUAUACAAAGUGACCCGGCCUCUGGCCAGCGCCAAUAGCUGCCUGGAUCCUGUGCUCUACUUGCUCACUGGGGACAAGUAUCGUAGGCAGCUCUGGAAGCUCUGUACUGGUGGCACUCCCCAGCCCCCCAGGGCUGCCUCCUCCCUGGCACUGGUGUCCCUGCCUGAAGGUAGCAGCUACAGGAGGACAGAACCCCAGGAUAGUGGCUGCCCUACCCCUAGGGCAGAUAAAUUGUAG